AUGAGCGAUCUUGCCGAUACCAAAAAAGAUGGAACCGGCAUUGGAUCGAAUUCUUCUGCUGCGAAAGACCAUAACAAUGUGACACGCGAAACUGGGGCUCAGCAGGAUUCCGACCCCAACCACAAGCCUGUAGCUACUUCUACUUCAAGUGUAGAUGAUAGUCUAUUUAUUGGUUUUGGAUCUAAUAUUAACUCGGGCUCGACAAGAUCUUUUCUACAGGAGCCCAGAAGAGAGUCCAUGUUUACUUCGGAUUUUCUUUCUGGAAUUGUUGGCCCUCAGGGUAAUAAUGGAGGUGGUCUGUCAGCAGCCUCUUCUAGAAGACCAUCUUAUGCCGCUGAAUUUUCAUCGAGGCCAAGAUUUCUGGAUUUGGCUGAUGCCUUUGCAUCCAAUACUAGUCAAGCGGAGAUGCCAAGGCUGUCAGCAGCUGUGUCGAAUCCAAAUCUUAAUCCCUUCAACAAUGAUUUAGAUAAAUGGCUGAAGGUUGGCAGUGAUGGUGUCAUUGGACCUGGUGGCCAGGCAAAUCAAGGUCAUGCUCCAGCUAUCGCCAGUGGCCUACGUAGAGGAAGUACUGCUAGUUUGACGACUGGCGUUCCUGGCAAUACCGGAGCUCCAUUGUGGAAUAGUUCAGGUUUAACUGCCUCUCAGGCGCACGGGUUGCAGGCAUCACCCACGAGAGAAGAGUUUACUCUGCCUCCAGUGCCCCCUUCACAGAAAAAGUCUUUUCGCUCCUUGAGCUUUUCUACGGAUCAGAGGUUGCUUCAUCAUCAACAACAACCUGGGUCUCAUCAGUUGUUAGGAUCAUUCAAUGAAGAAGAUGACUAUGACUCUACUCUCAAUCCUAACUCUCUUGGUCAGGAGGAUCUAUCUUUGAUUUACGGAGCUAUUGGGCAAGAGUCGUCGUCUCAUUACCAGACUCCUCCCAGUCUGUGGUUUAAUAGUGGUAUUCCAGGUACUGGUGCAAAGGAGGGCUCUCGACGUCAUUCAUAUGCUGGUGAAAACUUUAAUGCUGACCAACAUCAGCAGCAACAGCAACAUCAAAAUCAACAGCAGCAGCAGCAGCAGCAGACAACUAAGCCACAAUCACACCUUAGACAGGUACACCAAUCACAGCAGUUUCAAGGUGAGGUGAAUAACCCCACCUCACCAGUAGCGUCCACAGGUGAACAAGUUCAGAACCUUCGGAUUCACGACCAGGCUGUUAAUAGCCCUCCAAAGCUAACCUAUACAGAAGCUAUUGAGAACUAUUUUUCAUUUGACAAGUUGGGUCGAAAUACCCUUUCAGAAUCGAUCUUAGGACAACAGCAAAUUCAACAAAGAUCUCCACGAUCACAUUCUCCAUCAUCUAUAUCUGGUUCACCUACCUUGUCUAGUGCUAUUCCCGCAAAUCUUUCCUCUUUAAUAUCAGUUCCUAGCAAGAAAUUAUACUUUGUUCAGUUCAAAGCGGGCAGACUGGAUGUCUUUUUUAUUCCAGACAGUUCAGGUUUAGUUGUCCAUGUCAAUGAUCUUGUUAUUGUCGAUGCAGACCGAGGCAGAGACUUAGGUAAAGUUGUCAAGGAUCAUGUCACCACAGAAGAAGCCGGCAUGCUUAAGUAUAUUAGACACCAGGAACAACAGGCUAUUCUUCAACAUAAUCCAAAUUCAAUGCCCGUUAACUCUGGUUCUUCAGGCCCAGGAACAACCAUGCCCAAACAGAUUUUAAGAUUCGCACAAAGUAAUGAAGUUCAACAAAUUACCAGUAAGCAGUCGGAUGAGGAAAAAGCAGUAUCCAUGUGUGUCCACAAGGUUCAAGAAAAAGGGUUGGAUAUGAGUGUCAUUGAUGCUGAGUACCAAUGGGACAGACGCAAGCUGACAUUCUUCUACUCUGCCACCCAUCGUAUUGAUUUCAGGGACUUGGUAAGAGAAUUGUUCCGUAUUUACAAGACAAGAAUAUGGAUGUGCGCAGUAAACCCUGCCGCGGCAGCCGCUGCUGCUGCUGCCGCUACUGACGGUGACACCAAAGGUAAUCAACUCAGCCCAAUGAUGGAUAGGCCCACUCCUUCCACUAGUUCUGGUGCCAAUGUUGCUAAAUCUGCAGGUAAUGCUCCUCUUGGUUCGGGUACAAGUAAAGGAUCUCCACCUAGCAGUGUUGUGCAAUCACACGUACCAACUCAAUCUGAAUAUGGCUUGGCUAGUUCACAGCUUCUGGGACCGGGAUCAUCCCAAUCGUCUGAGAUUCGUCAACAACCUCCAUUGACCAUCCAACCAUCUGGCUUAUCAGCUAACCCAGAGAUCUAUGAUCAAGUUCCAUCAUUUGACCAGUGGGAGGGUAAUAAUGGAGUCAAUAACAGGGGCCACCAGCAUAACCGCAAGCUCUACAAUGGCCAGAUGAAUGGUCCUAUACCAAACUCAUACAUGCCCUUGAUGCAGCCUAUAGUAACCACGAGUGGUCAAUUCACACAGCCAAUCCCCCACCCCCCGAGAGCAAAGUACCCUCAAUAUGGUGGAAAUAUCCAGCCUAUAAGCUUGCCACCCAAUGCCAUAGGGCUCAAUGGACAAUAUUGGUAUGGACCUCCCCCUCCCCCGCCUCCAACAAACACAUUUUACUAA
This is a messenger RNA of Sugiyamaella lignohabitans, 2586 nucleotides long. It is a transcript of the gene PSP1, whose product is annotated as Psp1p. Lineage: Eukaryota; Fungi; Ascomycota; Dipodascomycetes; Dipodascales; Trichomonascaceae. The record is from RefSeq and is a predicted model, not a curated record. Gene Ontology annotation, cellular component: cytoplasm. Bases 1 to 2586 code for a protein of 861 amino acids. The transcript has a single exon.